Molecule: messenger RNA, 1651 nt
Organism: Hydractinia symbiolongicarpus
Lineage: Eukaryota; Metazoa; Cnidaria; Hydrozoa; Anthoathecata; Hydractiniidae
Product: polycomb protein EED-like
Exons: 17
Coding region: 111-1421 (436 amino acids)
Biological process (GO): negative regulation of transcription by RNA polymerase II
Cellular component (GO): ESC/E(Z) complex
Molecular function (GO): nucleosome binding; protein binding
Source: RefSeq, a predicted model, not a curated record
UUGCAAUUAUUUUGAAUGAGCGAGCCUGUAUAAACAAGAGGCAAAGCGGGAAAUUAAAAAGCACACAUUUUAGUUUUGUUUUAUGCAGCUAGUUGUGUGGUUUAGAUAAGAUGGAAUUUGAGAAAAUACUACCGCAAGAAGCUGAUGAGAGUGAUGAUUCAGAUAGCAGUCAGCUUACAAAUACUUCAUCCACUUCCAACACAGCCAUUAAUAAAACCAAACGAAAAAAGAGAAAUGAAUACAAUUCAAAACCAAAACGAAAAGGCAAAAGACUGAAUAAAAAUGUUAAUACCCAAUUAUCUACUGGAAAUAAAUCUAAAAUGAAUUACAAGUGCACAAAUUUUAUAAAGGAAGACCAUAAACAGCCAAUAUUUGGUGUUCAAUUUUAUCAACAUUUAAUUGAUGGUGAAGAAGACCCAUUAAUAUUUGGAACAGUUGGUAGUAAUAGGGCAUCUAUUUACAGGUGUGGUGAGGAUUGUGGUCGAAUCAAUUUAUAUCAAAGCUAUGCUGAUGCUGACCCAGAAGAAAGUUUUUACACAUGUACCUGGACAUGUUUUCCUGACACAGGAGAUCCAGUUUUUUGUUUUGCUGGUGCAAAAGGCAUCAUACAUGUGUUAAACCCCGUCACAAGACAAUUUGUUGUGACAUUCCAGGGUCAUGGUAGUGCAAUAAAUGAAUUAAAAACACAUCCAUUAGAUUCAUUUCUUAUAUUAUCCACCAGUAAAGAUCAUACACUACGACUGUGGAACAUUAAAACAGAUUCAUGCGUUGCUGUGUUUGGCGGAGUAGACGGUCACAGAGAUGAAGUAUUAGGAAUAGACUUUGAUAUACUGGGAACAAGAAUUGUAUCUUGCGGUAUGGAUCACUCACUGAAAUUUUGGUCUCUUGAGACAAAGGAAAUAAAAAAGACUAUUGCUGAUUCUCAUAACUACUCAGCAGAGGAACAGAAAAAGGUAUUUCCUACAUUGGCUGUGCAUUAUCCUGAAUUCACAACACGUGAUGUUCACAGGAAUUACGUCGACUGUUGUGUAUGGUUGGGGGACCUGGUCUUAUCAAAGUCUUGCGACAACCAAGUAGUAUGUUGGCAAGCUAAGGAUAGCAUCGAGACAAUCAUGAAAAGGAAGCAUAACUCUGAUAUAGGUGUAUUCAUUUUGCACAAGUUCGAUAUAACUCAAUGUGAUAUCUGGUUCAUGAGAUUCGCUGUUGAUUAUCAGCAAACAAUUUUAGCUUUGGGAAAUCAGGUUGGAAAGAUAUAUUUAUAUGAUUUGGAAUAUGAACAUCCAUCACUUUCAAAGCCAGUUUUACUACAUCACAACCGAUGCAACUCAGCAGUGCGACAAAUAAGUUUUAGCAGUAAUGCCAAAAUCCUUAUUGCUGUUUGUGACGAUGGUACGAUAUGGCGAUGGGAUAAGCAAGUCUGAGAAGCACGUUAAAAUAAUCUUGCCUCCCUGCAUAUGAAGAUAUUUUCCGCGCAAGAAGAAUAAACUCCGUCUAAUGUUUUUACGUCGCAUAAAAGAAGAAAGAAAAAUCAGUUUUGUGAUAUGAAGAUAUGAUAUGUGAUAUGAAGAUAUGAUAUGUAAAAUAAGCACUUAAUGAAGCAUUUGUAAAAUAAUUAACAGCUUUAAAGAAAUUGUUAUAUGAUAUAACUUGU